Messenger RNA from Arvicanthis niloticus (Nile rat), 897 nucleotides. The record is from RefSeq and is a predicted model, not a curated record. Lineage: Eukaryota; Metazoa; Chordata; Mammalia; Rodentia; Muridae.
AUGGACAAAACAAAUGAAUAUUUGGUUAACUUUAAAGGACAUAAUUUUGUGAAAGAUGUUGUGAACAUUGAGGAUUUAGAAAAAAUGGAAGAAUUUGAAAUUAGAGAUGAUGAUGUCUUCAUCAUCACAUACCCAAAAUCUGGUACCAUCUGGACUCAGCAAAUCCUCAGCUUGAUUUAUUUUGAGGGUCACCGGAACAACACUGAAAACAUAUCAACAGUAGAUAGAGUACCAUUCCUUGAGUACAAUAUUCAUAAUUUAGACUAUGCCAAAAUGUCAUCACCUCGCAUCUUCUCUUCCCACCUUCCAUAUUACUUAGUUCCAAAAGGUCUCAAGGAAAAAAAGACUAAAACUUUUUAUAUUUACAGAAAUCCCAAAGAUGUUUUGAUCUCAUAUUUUCAUUUUUCAAAUUGGGUGGCUAUCUUUGAAGCUACUGAUACCUUGGACCAAUUUCUGGGAAAAUUUCUAGAUGGAAAAGAAACUUUUUCUUCAAUUUUAGGAAACUGUUGGUUUGAUCACAUUAGAGGCUGGUAUGAGCACAGACAUGACUUCAAUAUAAUGUUCCUGAGCUAUGAAGAUUUGAAAAAGGACCUCAGAAGCUCAGUGCUUAAAAUUUGCAACUUUCUGGAGAAAGAACUGAGUGAAGAAGAAUUGGAUGCUGUUGUGAGACAAUCUACCUUUGAGAACAUGAAAUCUGACCCACUAGCAAAUUACAAUUAUAUUAUUAAUAAUAAAAUUGGGGUGAGAAACAAUGACAGCCAUUUUCUACGCAAAGGUACCAUUGGAGACUGGAAAAACCAUUUGACUGUGGAGCAGAAUGAAAGAUUUGACAUGAUAUUCAAGAUGAAGAUGAAAAAUGUUCCCUUGAAGUUUAUCUGGGAUAUAAAUGAACAAUAA